Messenger RNA from Saccostrea cuccullata (small rock oyster), 5004 nucleotides. RefSeq lists its product as uncharacterized. The transcript has 3 exons. Lineage: Eukaryota; Metazoa; Mollusca; Bivalvia; Ostreida; Ostreidae. The record is from RefSeq and is a predicted model, not a curated record. Gene Ontology annotation, cellular component: cytoplasm. Bases 19 to 4983 code for a protein of 1654 amino acids.
CGUACAACUUAUACAGGUAUGGCGGAAAUAAGUCGCCCUAAAAGUGGAGGACGUCGGGAUCGCAAAAACAAAGACUCAGACAAGAGUUCUUCCCCUGGCGAGACAAACAUUAAUAUCUACCAUACUGAGCAACAUGGCAGCAAUAACACUGUUAUAAUGCACUCCACAGCUUCAAAAGAGGAUAAAGAUGACCCGUCUUUUCGGAAUGAAACAGUAAUUGGCAUGGUAAAUACUAUCCUCAAUCCAUCUAAUUCCUCAAGGCCAUCCAUUAUGUCCUUUCAAGAAUUUAAGGAAAAAUUCAGAAAAGAAUACAAAGAGGAGUUUGAAAAAGUUUCUGGUGUUUCUGUAUCACGAUUUGUCGACAGAAACUGUCAAUUCUUUGAAACAGUUCAAGACAAAAAACUCAGAAUGAUGAUAAAGCAAAUUCGGAGAAAAACUCCAAAGAAGAAAAAGAAAACAAAAAGAGGGGAUCUGCAAUUGGAACCAAUAUCCAUAACGACUGGGGAUUUAUCUGAAGCUGAAUAUAUGACUGCAGAAUCAGAACAGUGCUCCGAAGAGUCUUCCGAAGAGAGUUCACCACGUGAAACUUAUUUAGAAUCAUGCAAGGACAGGAUAGGCCAAAUGAUAAGCGACACGUCUGAUAGCGAUGAUAAUGCAAAAACAGUAAAAGAAUCUGAUCCAAUGUUUACAGAGUGGAAGCAAGUAUGCAGAAAUCAAAGUCGUGUCCCACCUUCCUCCCCAGAAAUUCAAUCUGUGCUACAACGACAGUUUUAUAGAGCAAUGUCAGAAGAAGAAAAAAGAGAUUUGACAACGAGACUUUUACAAAAAAAGGAUUCCCAUGAUCUUAUUUUGAAACAAUCUGUUAAAGAAUAUUUAAGUCAUCCUUGUAAACUGGUUUUAGAUCUUGUCAGUUUAUGGAACACUACGGCACGUACAACUUCAUAUAUUGUUAUAAGACUUGACCAAAAUAUGAAUAUGUCUUUAAUUUCGGACAUUCUAAAAUUAGAUUUUUUCACAUCUUUACCCCAAUACCAAUAUUUUGAAGUUGAAGUUAUGAAGAGUCCUUAUGCGGUAUUUGAAAUUCCAUCAAGUCACGGAGCAGGCCAACCAGUUAUAACAAAGACCGAAAUGAGACAUUCUGAAAUUUCGUCAGUCUGUUGGGAGCGUGAUCAGUUAUGGAUUAGGAAAUCAACAUCCCAGUCUGCCCUUUCCUUAUCGGAUCCCUUACUUGCUAUGGUAUAUCAAUGGUUCGCUGGCGCUCAAGAUUCAAUUCCUCAAACAAAACCGAAAUCAAGUAAAGUACCUCAUGAAAGAAGUGUAUCUUUAAGUCCUGGUCCUACAGAAAACAGAGAGGCCAACACUGACAAAAGAAAGAGCUCGCUGGAGAGUUUUCGAAUUGCUGUAAAAGGAUUUGUCAAAGGACAAUAUAUUCUCAUCGUUGGAAAUAUGCCAAAAGGAAUGCAAAAUAUGGAGGCAAUAUCAACAGUCCCUUGGAUUUAUGUAUUUGAUUUUGAUGCCACAAGCAGAGAUUCAGGUCUUCUUUGUGUAAAUGAAAAUUUUAUAAAGAAAAGACGGUCUCUUCAUCUAACAAAUUGGCUUCAAACACCAGCAGGAAUAUCAGAAAAUGGAACAUCAUGGACAUUUUUGCGUGGUAGAAGAGACAAUCCUGAAAGUGUCUUUAAAAAUACUAAUGACUUGCGAGAAUGGCUCCAGAGAGUAAAGGGAAAUAUUGAUUUACACAUUGAGCACAUUCAAAGAUAUAUCGAAGAUUACACAGUCAUUACUAUAGUAAUGUUUUGGCCAUUAGAUGAGAGUUUAGCUCAACAUAUGCAUAAAUUUUUAAUACGGUUGGAUGAAGGGCUCGAUCCAAAGCCGAAGAUAAUUUUGUGCAUUCCCGGAAAACCAUUGACUGAUAUUGGCAAUUCCAUACUGACUUUGUUAAAAACCGAAAUGGGUGAGAACCUUGUCAUAAUAGACUGUGAUUUAAAACUUGUCUGUGGCUGUAUCAUUGACAUUACUAAAGACCACCAAAUUCAAACAAAUGUAAAAUAUACCUUACCAACCGCUGAUGAUUGUAGUGACCCUUCCAUUGAGGACAGUGGUGCAGCAUGGCUUAAAGAAGAACUUGAGAUUCUGUACCUUUCCAAUCCAUAUACAAAAUGCAAAAUAGAUGUGAAAGCUCUGGAAGAGGAGGGUGAUACAUUCUUCCGCGGAGGCACAUUACAUUGGUUUGCAUGGUACGAAGUUGGUGCCGGCCAUUUUGACGCACAGCGUGAUCUCAUGGCUGCUGUUAUGAAAGCUAUUAAGGUGUUUAUUGACGAAAACAGAUCAGGAGUAGUGACACUUUACCAUGCACCUGGUUCUGGAGGAACAACUUUGGCCCAGAGAAUACUGUGGGAAUUCCACACACAGAUUCCGUGUGCUCAUGUAAAGUUGAGAUCUGCAUUGCCAGUAGCAAAUCUUGUUGAGCGAAUCGAAAUGAUAUAUGCCAAAACACACAGACCCGUCUUAUUACUUCUUGAUGGCGAUGACGAAGUCAAAGUUAAGCAACUGAUUAGAAUUCUUAAAACCAACUACAGAUGUUACAUAAUUAUUCUUUAUGUAAAAAGAUACCCAUAUUCACAAAAGAAAGGUAACAAGCUUUUCCUGCAGGGAACUGUUUCUAAACAAGAAGCAAAGCGAUUGGCACUUAAAUUCAAAACUCAGUGUAAGGAGGACACAAAGAAACAAGAGCAGUUAAGCAAAUUUUGCGAGGACGUUGAAAAUGGUAAACAGCACCUCGUAUAUGAGUUUGGGCUUGCUGCUUACUUGCAUGAAUAUAAAGGUAUUAGCAAGUACGUAAAGGGGUAUUUGUGGCCAGCAAAGAAGAGUGACACAGAGGCAUUUUCUCUAGGGAGAAAACUCUUAUCCUACCUAUCCCUAGCAUAUUACUACGGUCAGACUGCUCUGCCUUUGCAGUUUUUCUAUGCAUUACUUCACAAACCCCCAAAUUACCUCAUUGAAAUGGAUGAUUUGCCCCAACCAGUCUCACAAUUUGUAGUCUUUGAUAAAAACGAAUGCAAAUCAAACAGUAUUCGAAUUUGUCACUAUCUAAUUGCGAAGGAAAUUUUGGAACAGGUUCUUGGUAAUGGAUCUGAGGAAAGAAACACACAGCUUUGUCUGACAGCAAGACAGAACCUUGCUUAUUUUUGCGAAGAGUUUAUCGAAUAUGCAAGCAGGAAGGGGGUAAAAUCGGGAAACAUUGUUUAUUUUCUAACAAGAAUUUUCAUUUUCCGUGACAAUAAGGAUAUGGGUGAGAAUGCUGAACAAAUACGGAAGAAGCCUGUACUUUCUAGACUUAUGUUGGAUAUUUGUUCCAAAGGUCCAUUUUUUACCGAACGCUUGAACGUUCUCAAAAAAUUAACAGAAGCUUUUCCCAAUGACCAAAACUUCCAUGCACAUUUGGGACGUUUUUAUGCGUAUUGUCGACCAAAUGAAGACGACAAAGCUGAAAAAUGUCUUCAGAGGGCUACGGAGAUCUGUGAAAGACAAAUUGGAAAUAAAACAAAAGGAGACCUGGAUGAAAGGCUAUUGCAUUCAUUGAUGCAUGUAUAUCACAUCUAUGGAACAGUACUGCAGAAGAGGAUUGCUAGAUACACUGGACAAUCACCAACCGAUGAACCAGACAUCGAAACAACGGAAGAGAUAUUUGAUGAGAGGUUGCAAGAACUUAUUCAACUUGCUAAGUUGUCUUGUGAAUACUUUAAAAAGUGUAGGGACUUCACCCCAGAUGGUCACGAAUCAUGUUAUGGCUUUGUGGGUGAGAUAACAGUUCGUCUACAAAUAUGUGACUUUAUUGAGAGGAAUUUUAAAGAACUCGAUGAGUCGUCAGGAAUAAAGGCUUACCUCUCUUACAGCGACGAAAAACAUUCCACUGGGAGGAAAUUUGUUAAGAAAAGUGUUUAUUGCAUAGACAAUUUACUCAUGGAAUGUUUCUAUACUUUAGAAGAUGAUGAUAUUGACCAUUCAGUGCAGAAAGUUAUAUUUUGGUAUAACCAUCUUUUCAGUAAACAUGCUGUUGAUUUAGAAGAACUAGCAGAGGGCGACGACAUUCAUGCAUACAGACUUCAGAUUGCUGCAAAGAAACUCAAGUACAGUUCAAGCGAAACAAACUUAAUGAUGCUUGAAAAAAUUGACAGAGAAGAAGACAUCACUGCAAUAGUUCAUUUGUACGAAAAUAUCUUCAGAGAAACCAUUUCAAUUGAAAGCAAACCAGCGCUAGAUAGAGACUACACAGAAUGGAUCUUUGCCAUCAGACACAGGCUUUUUAAUGAAGUCUACUCUAUUGAAACAGUGUUACAACAUGUUCGCAGGUGGCAUGAAUUACUACAUUCUCCCAUGUCAAAAUUCUACCUAUUUAUUUUAACAAGUCUUCUCGGGUUUGGAAAGAACAACACAAAUGGAAGCAGUGAGUCUUUAUCCGAAGCAAACAUUCUAAAGAAAGACAUGGAAAAAGUAAGCAGGUUUGUUUUGAAGCCAAAAUACCCCAGAGAAUGGCUAAGAAAAAAUGGAGAAGGGAUAAAAACACUGGAGCCAGGUAUGCGAUUCAUGGGAUAUGUCGUCUUGGAUGACCGCAAUCUCAAAGAAGAUAUAUAUCAAACACUCCGAAUUUGUAAAGGUACAAUCUGUGCGCCAAACAACAGAAAACUAGGAGGUUUCAUUUCACUGGAUCUUGGAAACAAUGUAGUUCCUGUUCGGGUAUUUUAUAUUCCGAACAAGGCAAACUUAGCUAGCACUGCUCACGCUGAGAAACGUGUCGAGUUUAUACUUGGAUUUAGUCUACAUAGUGGCUGGGAAGCUUUCAAUGUUCGACUUCUUGAAAAGUACCCUUGCCCAAAACUACACUGCAAUGCUCACAUAGAACUUACAAGUGCAGACGAUAAUGUUAAAUGCCCUAGUUGUCAAAAGAUUGUACAUAGAGAUGAAUUCCCAGAAGUUCUUUAAAAAGAGAGUGUGAUGUUAAUG